Molecule: messenger RNA, 3629 nt
Organism: Bufo bufo (common toad)
Lineage: Eukaryota; Metazoa; Chordata; Amphibia; Anura; Bufonidae
Gene: TRPC1
Product: transient receptor potential cation channel subfamily C member 1
Exons: 14
Coding region: 79-2490 (803 amino acids)
Biological process (GO): manganese ion transport; calcium ion transmembrane transport; regulation of cytosolic calcium ion concentration
Cellular component (GO): membrane; cation channel complex
Molecular function (GO): store-operated calcium channel activity; inositol 1,4,5 trisphosphate binding; protein binding
Source: RefSeq, a predicted model, not a curated record
AAUAACACUGUAACAGCAAGGGUUAAUUCAGAGAAGAGAAGGACACAGGGACAAGGUACCGAUGGGAGUUCGGUCACAAUGGCUGCUCUAUACCAGAGCACUGACUCCUCCUCCCCAAAUAAAUGUCUGGCUCUGAAAGAUGUCAGAGAAGUGAAGGAAGAGACUAAUUUAGAUGAAAAGCUCUUUUUGCUGGCCUGUGAGAAAGGCGACUACUAUAUGGUUAAAAAGCUCCUGGAGGAGAACAGUUCAGAUGAAUUAAAUAUUAAUUCAGUCGAUGUCCUGGGAAGAAACGCUAUUACAAUAACCAUUGAAAAUGAGAACCUGGAUAUUCUACAACUUCUUCUGGACCAUGGCUGUCAGGCUCAUCAUAUAUGGGGUAGCAGGUGGUCUCCUUUUGUGAGCCCUGAUGAUGUCUAUGAUGCAGAGGGCUCUUUGUCCACAGAUGCAUUGCUGGUGGCAAUAGACUCUGAAGUGGUGGGAGCAGUGGAUAUCUUAUUGAAUCAUCGUCCAAAAUGGUCUACAAGACCAACAAUUGUGAAACUCAUGGAGCGUAUACAGAAUCCAGAGUAUUCCACAACCAUGGAUGUGGCUCCUGUUAUUUUAGCUGCUCACAGAAACAACUAUGAGAUCCUGACAAUGCUCUUAAAACAAGAUGUCUCUCUUCCAAAACCUCAUGCUGUAGGCUGUGAAUGUACCCUGUGUACAGCCAAGAAUAAGAAGGACAGUCUAAGACACUCCAGAUUUCGGCUUGACAUUUACCGAUGCUUGGCCAGUCCAGCCCUAAUCAUGUUGACCGAAGAAGAUCCUAUUUUACGGGCAUUCGAGCUCAGUGCAGAUUUGAAGGAACUGAGUCUUGUGGAGGUAGAAUUUAGGAAUGAUUAUGAAGAGCUUGCUCAAAAGUGUAAGACCUUUGCAAAGGACUUGUUGGCUCAAGCCAGGAAUUCCAGGGAGCUGGAAGUGAUCUUAAACCAUCAGUCCAGUGAUGAACCAGUGGAUAAGAGGGGACUGCUUGAAGAGCGGAUGAACCUAAGCCGUUUAAAGCUGGCAAUCAAAUACAAUCAAAAAGAAUUUGUAUCACAAUCCAACUGCCAACAGUUCCUCAACACAGUCUGGUUUGGACAGUUAGCGAGCUACAGAAGGAAGCACACCUGCAAGAAGAUAUUGAUUGUCCUCACAGUGGGGAUUUGCUGGCCAAUCCUUUCUCUGUGCUAUCUGCUAGCCCCAAAGACACAAGUCGGCCGAAUGAUCCACACACCUUUCAUGAAGUUUAUCAUCCAUGGGGCAUCUUACUUUACUUUCCUACUACUCCUUAACUUGUAUUCCCUAGUCUACAAUGAAGAUAAGAAGAACACUAUGGGACCAGCCUUGGAGAGAAUAGACUACCUGCUCAUUAUAUGGCUCAUAGGGAUGGUUUGGUCCGAUGUGAAGCGCCUUUGGUAUGAUGGCCUGGAAGAUUUUUUGGAAGAAUCUCGGAAUCAGCUCAGCUUUGUGAUGAACUCAUUGUAUUUAGCAACCUUCACUCUUAAAAUAGUGGCCCACAGCAAGUUCCACCACAUUGCAGAAAGAAAGGACUGGGAUGCUUUCCAUCCCACACUGGUAGCAGAAGGUCUCUUCGCUUUUGGCAAUGUGCUAAGCUAUCUGCGUCUUUUCUUCAUGUACACAACCAGUUCCAUUCUGGGACCGUUACAGAUCUCUAUGGGUCAGAUGUUACAAGAUUUUGGAAAAUUCCUUGGCAUGUUCCUUUUAGUCCUGUUCUCAUUUACCAUUGGACUGACACAAUUGUACGAUAAAGGAUAUACAGACGAUGAACCCAAGGACUGCGUUGGAAUCUUCUGUGAACGCCAGAGCAAUGACACCUUCCACUCGUUUAUUGGCACAUGUUAUGCCCUGUUCUGGUACAUUUUCUCGCUGGCACAUGUAGCUCUCUUUGUAACCAGAUUUAGCUACAAUGAUGAACUUCCGUCAUUUGUGGGAGCAGUAAUAGUUGGCACAUACAACGUGGUGGUUGUGAUUGUAUUGACCAAGCUUCUGGUAGCAAUGCUGCACAAAAGCUUCCGGCUCAUCGCUAACCACGAGGAUAAAGAGUGGAAGUUUGCCCGGGCUAAGCUGUGGCUGAGUUAUUUUGAUGACAAAUGUACGCUCCCCCCACCUUUCAAUAUUCUCCCAUCUCCCAAGACUGUAUGCUAUCUGUUCAACAGUCUGAGCAAGUGGAUCUGUUCCCACACUCCAUCAGGAAGGGUCAAGCGACAGAACAGUCUCAAGGAAUGGAAGAGUCUCAGGCAGAAGAGAGAUGAGAACUACCAGAAGGUCAUGUGCUGUCUGGUACAUCGAUACUUGACUUCAAUGAGGCAGAAGAUGCAAAGCACUGACCAAGCCACAGUAGAAAACCUAAAUGAGCUCCGCCAGGACCUUUCUAAAUUCCGAAAUGAGAUGAGAGACCUCCUUGGCUUCAGGACCUCGAAAUAUGCAAUGUUCUACCCCAGGAAUUAAAGACCUCAUUAUAGAUCUGUCCCUUUUUGUCUACAGAGCUGUUUGUGUUGGUAUUUUCUGCAUUCAUUUGUGCCAGUAUUUUAUAAUCUUAUCCUUAAACGAACACUAAACCUAAAGCUGGACUCUAAAAGUAAACAAGGAAUCUGGUUGCCCUCACUGUUUGGCAGUCUGCAGCACUUUCUGCAUGAUCUUGACACAACAGUCUUGUGGAAAUCUUGCAGAGAACAAUGGGGUUAAUCUCUUGUUGAUCUGCUUCAGCUAGAUUUGACUAGAGUCCGACAGAGGAACAGAGCUUAACCAACAGGCAGGGAUGAACAAUCUUUUUGUACUACUGCAGAUAGGACACAGCAGGGAGGCUCAUGCUCCGGCCACUUGUCUUACAGCCUGUCUCAGGACCAUAAGGAGGAGAAGGGAGGACAUGCAUGAGCUCCUGGUGCACAGAGAGAUUUUUCAGUUUUAUUUCUCAGUAUUAAUUAUAAUAUGAGACAAAGUAGGACCACGGAAAAUACAGUAUGAAAAUAAAGGGAGCAAGAGUUGGGAAUUUUUUUUAAAUGUUUCUGAUUUCUCAGUGUUCCGUAUUCUUUUAAAGUGUACAUCUCAUUAUAGUUGUUGUUUUUUUAAAGAAAGCAGCAGGACACAUUUUUUGACAUUUUGUUAAGUGCCAUCUUUCAGCAGUAGGUGUGGUAAGAACAUGCUCCAUGAUACUUUGCUGAGGCACCACACAAAGUUGUGAUCAGAUCCCAUGUAUCUAAAGGUGAUGUUACUUGAACAGGAUGCUAGAAGAAUACAGAUGCAGGUCGACAAAAGUGAGGCUGCACAGUAAGCCAGAUGCAGCAUGUCACAGGCAGUGUGAUCAUUCCAAACCCAUGCACGAAGGAACAGAGAUUACUUUUUUUUUUUUAAGUCUUUCAUCGUCAAGAGGAGGCGGCCUGGAAAAUAUUCAGUGACAUCACCGGAAUACACAGAACUAGGCAGAUUUGCAGUUGUCACCCAGUUUGUCCCUGAAUUAUUUCAUGCAAUCAUCCAAGUACAGUCCAUUCUAAUUCAUAUUUUAUUAUUCAGGAACCUACAAGAUACAGCAGUGGCACUAGACAUCAUGAUUACUGAGGAGAAUGUGCAUUAGACACCAUGGUUUUCAC